AUAGGGUGCUGUAUGGCCUUCCAUUGCUGCUGCCUCCACCGCCACCCUGCGCCAUGUGCCUCUGUCAGUGUGUCAUGACACUGCUGGUGGGUUCCAUUUUGUCAUAGGGUGCUGUAUGGCCUCCCAUUGCUGCUGCCUCCACCGCCACACUGUGGCUCCACACUCUGGUUUUGGCCCCGUGACUGCCCAAAUGAGUGAAGUGUGCAGUGAUUCUAAGAUCGACGGCACUCAUCUGCAUGUCAUACUGACUGACAGUAUUAUUUCUCUUCCCCAGCAGACUCCAAGGGCAUUUAAAUUAAAGGUACAGUGUUCUGCACUAAUAUAA
This is a messenger RNA of Staurois parvus, 325 nucleotides long. The record is from the annotation of a GenBank genome assembly. Lineage: Eukaryota; Metazoa; Chordata; Amphibia; Anura; Ranidae.